Messenger RNA from Cutaneotrichosporon cavernicola, 906 nucleotides. RefSeq lists its product as uncharacterized. The record is from RefSeq and is a predicted model, not a curated record. NCBI's taxonomy places the organism in Eukaryota, Fungi, Basidiomycota, Tremellomycetes, Trichosporonales, Trichosporonaceae. The transcript is spliced from 2 exons. Gene Ontology annotation, cellular component: cytoplasm. Bases 1 to 906 code for a protein of 301 amino acids.
AUGGCCGCAAUGAAAGCGGCCGCCGAUGCGGGGGCGACGACAUGGUCCACCGCGACGUUUUACGGCAACGGACCCCCCGGCAAGAUGGGAGCUGGGUUCGAUAACCUCCGUCUCAUUGGACGUUUCUUCAAGACGUACCCAGAUUACGUGGGCAAGAUUCAGCUUGUCGUGAAAGGCGGCAUCGGGCCGGGAAUGGACAUUACGUCUGACCUCGAGUUGAACCGCUCCCUCCUCUCGUAUGCGAGGGAAUGCCUGGGCGUCCCGAUCGACGUGUAUCUCCCCGCCCGGAUCCGGCCUGGGGCCGACCCCGUCUUGUUCUUCCGCGACUUUGACACACUUCGGAAGGAGGGGCUCUUCCAUGCUCUCGGCGCCUCUGAAGUCUGUGCCCCAACUCUGGACAAGGUUACGGCGGCGGGGAUCGUCAUCUCGGUCGUUGAGAUCGAAGUAUCCCUCUGGAGCUGGGACGAGGACGUGCGUGCCGUCGUCGAAUGGUCUACGGCCAACAAAAUUCCGAUCUAUGCCUAUUCGCCGCUGGGAAGAGGAUUCAUCACGCGUACGUGGAAAACGCCAGAGGACGUGCCACCCGAGAGCUUCCAGGGCCAUAGUCCCCGGUUCCAGGGGGACAACUUCUACAAGAACCUCCAACUUGUCGAUGUGCUCGAUUCGAUGGCUGAGAAGCGCGGGCUGAGUACGGCCCAGUUGGCUAUUGCCUGGGUCUGCGCAACGGGGCCAUAUGUUGUGCCUAUUCCCGGAAGCAAGAACCCCGACCGCGCGAGGGAGAACACCGAGGCUGCCAACAUCAAACUUAGCAAAGAGGAGAUGGCGCAGAUCGACGAGAUUAUGCGCCAGUUCCCCCCCGUUGGGGGGAGGUAUCCCGAGUCUCACAGCGCCGCGCUCAUGCUGUAG